Molecule: messenger RNA, 615 nt
Organism: Letharia lupina
Lineage: Eukaryota; Fungi; Ascomycota; Lecanoromycetes; Lecanorales; Parmeliaceae
Exons: 2
Coding region: 1-615 (204 amino acids)
Source: RefSeq, a predicted model, not a curated record
AUGGAAGAUGACUGGCUACCAGGGAAGACCGUGCUGGCCUCGAUUGCUAUCGAACAUCUGGUCAAUACAUUUCGCAGCCAGACACAAAAUGAGCAAACACUUCUGAAUCUACUUACUAGCCUUCUGAAGCAACUCCUUCUACACAAGUCUGCGGUUCCUGAAGGUAUACGAAGUUUGUAUGAGCAGCACAACAACGGAAGUAAAACCGCUCAGCCAAUUCUCGAUGAAGUCUUCGAGUCACUUCAAUUGAUAGCUGCAAGCUUUUCGCAGGAAUGUAUUGUGGUAGACGCACUCGACGAAGUGCAGCAACAUGGCAAACUGCUCCAAAGCUUGUUGCCGAAAGUUUUUGAACUACAAGCCACAAAACCCUUCAACUUGAUGCUAACCUCGCGUGAGAUUCCGCGGCUAACGGAGGAAGUUCACAGCCAUUUUACCCUGAAAGUGCGUGCCAGCGACGACGACGUUAGAAGACAUGUGGACGGGCGUAUGGACGAGUUGCCGAGAUUUGUUUCUAGAGAUCCGAAGAUGCAGCAAACCAUCAAGGAUGCUAUUGCAUCUGCGGUAGAUGGAAAAUAUGUCCCUUCCAGGAUCUGGAGCCAUUGGUUCAGAUUGUAA